AUGUCCGCCGAAAUAUCGACUGAAACCGAUUCUCUCUAUGAGGUUUCCUGGGCCAACCCCUUAUUUAGUCCCCAUCUCCUCUGUGCGGCGAACGUCCUUGAGUACUUCUGCGACCUCUCCAAUCCCUUCUAUGAUCGUGAGUGCAAUAAUGAGGUUAUCCGAAUGCAAAAGUUGAGUCCUGAGCAACUAGUUUCAAUGACAGGCAUUGAAUUCUAUUUACAUCACUCUCAGGCGAGUAAAUUCAUUGUGUUUUCUGUCUUUUUUUAUUCUGUUGUUUACGCUUAACUGGCUGUACUUUCCGGACUUGUUUGUUAUUACUUGAUUUCGUUCACUUGCUCUCAGAUUCGUAUCGCACUCAUGAGACGCCACCAAAGUUUGCAAAAUGCUAUUAUUAUGCUCGCAUGCCGUGAAUGCCAAUUUUCGAACACAGUUGUGCAUAUUCAAACUUGUUUAAGUAUUUGUGCUGCUUGCUCUCUUCGUCCUAUCUUUAUACGUAAAAGGUCUUCAUAUUCCUCUGGGUUAAUGUUUUUUAGGUAGGCUUGUUAGAAAAGGGAAAAUAUGUGAAAUAUUUGAAGGUAUCCUCAAGCCUCAACUUACCUCUUUGAAGUUGGCCCGGGUUCUGAUAAAUGGCCAAGUGGCUGCCGACACCCACCUCUGCAUGACUAGUUGUUGUGAAUAAACAGAGAAGCGUCCCACAGUAAUCCCCAGCCAGCAUUCCUCACUUACCUGUAUCUCCGGGCCGGCAUAGUAUAAAAUGACCAACUCAUCGAUUGUGCUCAUGUAAUCUGCUGUCUUUUCUCAUUGCCUGCCUCGGUAUGUUUACCAAGAAAAAUUCGUCUUAUCUAUAGGAACCAGUGCUCUUUGUGAUUCGCAAGCAGCAGCGAUUGUCGACAACACUGGUCACCCCGAUUGCCUACUACUACAUUGUCAAUGGAACUGUUAUCCAGGCACCUGACCUAGCAACCCUCGUGAAUGCACGCCUUCAUACUGUCAUUCAUGGCCUAAACAAGACUAUACAAGUAAGUUUCAGACUGUAUGUUUCCCCCCGAAUAAUCUCAGUCAACCCUGACGACUACUGUGACUUGUGUCUAAAUUACUUCUAGUUCCUACGGCAUAAUCAACGAUAGCCAUUAUCACUUUCUUGUUCGUAGUUUAGGUGGAAUGCUUUUCUGGUAGGUGUGGGGAUGUGUCUGAUGAUUGAACUGCUGUCUGAUGUUGCCUCCUCAUAGGGUGAACCCACUGUAGUUGAAUAGAAUCCAACCGGCGAUCAAAUAAGUGGGGCAGGUCCAUAGCUGAACCUGUGGCAGACGAUCAGGCGACGUGGGCGAUUGUUAGGAGAAGCACUCGUGUAUCUGGGUUUCGCAGUUACUACACCGAAUGUUCCAUCCAAUCUCUUCCACUUUGAAGCCACAAAUGCAGCUGGAGGUAAACGAGCCAGUUUCGUUAGACCAGUUCUGCGGAUAGAGGUCUUUCAGCUUCUCGGUGUUAUGAGCUAUGUACCCUGCACAGUGUCCUCAUUACUGAUGCUGUUUUUGUUGUUGACGUAUAUGUGAGGGCGCUGACAAGACCCUGAGUGUACUCUACCAGUGAGAACACGUUCAAGGGGGUUAGGUGUUGACAUGUUUGUUCCUAAGUAUAGUUACUCGUUGCCUGGUGCGCCUGUGCUCAUGCCUGGUCUAGCGCAUCACGAUGCUGUCACGGACUGUACCUCUCCACGUGUGACGAUCCGCGGCAGCAGAUCUGGAUAGCUCAAUCCACUCUCUUCGAAGGUACAGAAUUCUAACAUCUUAACCAAAAGGGAUAAAAAAAUUUACAAAGUUCAUAGCCGGUCUAGUCGGCUUGAAGCAACUAUGCCGAAACCUACUGCUGCCGGAUAUAAACAUGCAAAAUCACAUAGUUCUAGGAGGCGUUUAGAUCGACGACUUCUGUAGUAGCAGAUAAACGGCGAAAUGUCAACAAUGGCAGAGCUGAACCGAAUGACUCUUAUCCUGAUAGAGAGAGCUGCACCUAGUAACAGUUAGUGGUUAAAAGCCAUAAUUUUUUCUACUCAACUUAGAACCAUAAAAAGUCGAGUGCCGGUGGGCAUGUUAUGUUGUUUAAAAAAAAACAAUUGGAUCAAGAGUAUGAGAGUCAAGCACAACUAACUUGGUGGAAUGGCAUCCAAGGAAACUUGGAGCAUAAAGUCGUUGUUGCGGAAGCACAAACUUGCUGGACUAGGAAAGAGACUGCCCGGGAAGACCUUGAAGGGGAGGGAAAUCUUUUCACUCGACGAAUCAGCGGACUCAGUAGCGAUAGCCUCCAUGACACUUUCUGCAGAUCAGGGGACUCGAGGGAAAAUCUCACGUGCGUUGGAUGACAAAAUGCUAUUCGAUCUCGUUGCUGUGGCUUUGAGGAAAGAUAAGACGGUCUUACAUCGGGAAUGAAUUCCUGUACGCUCUUACUCCGAUAGCGCAGAAGGCUGAUCAAUGGGAGGUUCCUGUUCAGGAUCAGUAUAGACCUAGGAUGCCCUACUACGGCUCAGUUAAUCUGACUUUGUGCUCUACGUAUCGGAGAAAUAUGCUGACCCACCCUGCCCUUCUGAUUGUGACAUUUAAGUCCCCUAUUUUGAGUGGGAUAACUGCGUGCUGUCUGGUUUCGACAGUGUUCAGAAAUAUAUAUUUAUAUAUUUUUAAGAUAACAACCCGUCUGAUUCUCCUUUGAAUUAACCCUACGUCAUACUGGCUCGGUAAUCUUGCAUAACAGAUAGAUAAACAAAGAGGCUGCUGGGGAAAGCAUUGUUGUUAGAGAUGCCGAAUUGAUAUUGGAACUAACAAUCGAAACGUAAAGGGAAUCGACAAUCAAAAGAAAUGGGAUUAUAAAAAGAUGUUUUAUGGACUGCGGGUAGAGUGGAGAAUCGCUCACUCUGGUGAACAGAGAGUGAGGAAGGCAAGGAUGUCGUAACACACAAGCACAAGAAGCCCGGUCGUUAUUGCCGAAAGUUUUAAAGGAUGCUCGGAGAGUAUAUUUUUAGAACGCGCAUAUAACAUGCAAAGGUUCCUUACAGAUGCGUGUCUCCCGAGAGAAAUGCAAAUAAAAUGCAAUUUUCAGGAACUCGGGUUUAAUGUAUCGAAAAUUCAAAUGUGAACAAGCCCUAGUCGGGAGUGGGUUUUGCACUGCGUCCUGCGGUAUUUACAAUAAAUAGGAGUACUUCAACUUGAUGCGGCCUGAUCUAGCAGGCUUCGAAAGUGCCACAGACUGUACACCUCCACGUGUGACGAUCCGCGACAGCGGAUCUGGCCGGCAACGGAUACCGAGUACCGGAACCCCAAUAACCACUUCCAUGUCCUGAUGGACUUUUUCAAACCAGGCUUUGAGUUGACCUCUUCCACGCUUUCAAGUGGGUAAGUUCUGGAUCGAGGGCAGCAAAACUGACCCCGUGAAGUGGACGACGAAUAACCUGCUCAAACCACCUCAGCCAUCUUUUUUGAAUGGCCUGGGAUAUCCUUGUGAUUUUGUCAGAGCGAGUGCGGACAGUCUCACUGGAGACAAGGUCCAUGUACCUACCCCGAAGGAUGGUUAUCAAGCGGUAGUGCUCAAAUGCCUCCAGUUUUCGCUCGUCUUUCACGCGCACAGCCCAGCAUUUACAACCGUAGAGAGGGACUGGCUGGACAGAUGCACGGUACACGCGAAUCUUCGUGGCGAUGGAGAUGUCGCACUGGGUUCAUAGGCAUUUUCUAAAGCUCUAAAACAACCCUGCGAGUAGCAUUGAUUUGGGAGACAAUGUCGUCCUUAUCCUGCCCAUCAAACCGCAGUCUCGCCCCGAGGUGUUGUAAAUUGUCCGCUCCUUCAGGUUGACAACCAUUCAUCUCGAGGGACGCUCUCUCCUGGUCAGGGAUGCAGCUUUAAAACAGUUCGGUCCGCCCAGCGUUUAUGGCGACUUUAUUCAUCCGUGACACCAUGGACUGUAAACCACAAAAGCUUGAAGCCAGCUAGACGAUAUAAUCAGCGUAGUUCAGACUAGUCGACCGGCGUCUGGGAACAAACUCAACGCCGUCAGCCAUUGAAUAAUCGCUUCGAAAGAUGCUCCUCUAGCGUCUUAACGGUGUGACCGCUCACCACAGAAAUGCUGGGCAUUUAAGUCAGUUCCAGGACGUAGUUGUCCUUGACUCACUCCUGCCACUUCACUUUUAGGGUUUCAGCAGACAACCGCUGUGGUGAGGCCAAUCCCUCUAGCUUAACACAGAUACACCGUCUGGGUAUCCGCGUCGAAGGACAGUGCAGGCAGUAUUACGACCCUGUACAUCCCCCACUUGGUGCUGGAGGGGAUGUGUGCAUGAUUGUUCAUACCUCUGUCACACCGUACGCGGGAAUUGUUUUCAAACCGUCUAAUUUGUUUUAGCCGCAUACUCGACCUAAAGUCCUCCCACAUGUUGUGGUGACUGACCGCGCGCAACAGGAAGCGUGACACAACUGGAAACUCGAUUAGUAAGCAUAUCGAUCUGACAAUCGCUUCUCAAGCACUGCAUUGACAAAUUAGUAGCGUAGCUGGAGGUAGUCCCUGGUCGGAGUGAGCUAAAUAUGCAGCGAGUUGUGCAGCCUCACAUUCCUUGACGAUGGACCUACGUUAGAGUUCGAAACGUCGGAUACAUAAGCAACUGGUCUCAGCGAUCGCCUUCCCGUCUUCCACUCAAUUACCUGGACCACACCUAUUCUCUAUCAUUCGGAAUUCCUAUUAUAUUUCUUUCUGUCACAUCUAUGUUAUUCUCCUACAGAUGUCAUAUUGCCUUUUUUAUGUCGUUAUCAGUCAAGACUCAUGAAUCAGGUCGUCUACUCAGCCCAAACGUUGCCUUCAAGGACAGGACGUCCAGUUUUUCGGGAACCCAGGGUAUUCAAUUAGGCAAACUGAAUUAUCUUCCUGUUGGGACGAGCUCCUACCCUCCAGCGUUGUCGACACUACUGUUAUGCUUAGCAGGGAAUUAUCGUUCGUGCUUUGGCAUUUCGGCCAACCAGAGUUCCGUAUGCGUCCUGCCUGAUAUGGGACUGCUGUGUCUGUCUGCAUGUGGACAAUUUGUUUCCUCUAAAUUCCGGGUCCCAAAUUGGAACUUUAUCUUACAGCAAGGCAUUGUGUGCUGCUUUCCCAUAGGUUUACAUUUCGACAAAAUACCGGCCCCUUCGAUUACACUUCUUCGGUCGGCCAAUAGGCAUGUUUAAUUAUGACUUAGGGGCAUUUGGUUCGGAUGAGAGGCCUACGGAGUAAAGAUCUAUUUUAAACACGAAUUUCUGUCAUUCGUAAGCCCAAAUGGAGGGCUCGGGCCACUGCUCUCCGCCCUGUCAAAAACUAGUCUGGACAGUUAUUCGCAAGACACAGGGGGUAGGUAGGGGGCCUUUGGUGAUUUGUGUGGAAGAGUUCAGAGUUGUAGCGUCAGCGUUGCCGUAGCCAGUACAGAUAAAUGCCAGGACGCGGCGAGCUUUGCCCUUAGGCAUGUAAACAUCACGGCGGACACGUUUGUGCAUAUCUGGACAGUUUUGCAUACGUUUCAAAAGGCUCUUGGAUAGGUAUUAGAUCCUGCUUAUUUGGAAUCCUCUAGUUAAAAUUGGUCCCAAAGCUGAUUUUCUGGGUCACUACUGACUGAUGGUGUAUUAGGCUGUCAAUUUUCAUUUCUCCAGGCUCUGGCUCCUUGCGCCCGCUACCAUCCACCUGAUGGAUCUUACUCCUGGGAUGACCCUAAAAAGCUCCUGGGGAGAUCUACUAGUAAUGAUGGCGCCCCCGAAGGUAGCAGUCCAGAUAACGAUGCCAAGACUGUACAGAAGUCGGAAUCAAAUGUUGCCACAAACUACUACCAAGUCCACCCUAUGGAGGUCUUACUCGCUGAGUGGGCCAGUAGAUUCCCCCUCCCGCCUCUUCCCACCACCACCGCCACCACCACUGGCAGCUCCACCGUUCAGACUCCACAACAGCCAUCCGCAAACACUCCGCAGACUCAGUCGGGCCCUCUGACUCAACAUGCAACCAGCGUACGUGUUUUGCCCUCCUCCUGCCUCUUGAUUGUCUUCACUCAUCUUUUGCUCAAGCUUUAAUCGAUCCUGAAUGAAUGCAGCCUACGCCCUAUUUUGGCGUGCGAUAACUGUCCGCGACCAUUGCUCUCUACUAGAAAUUCAUUCAGUUGCUUUGUUUGACAAAUUUAUUAGCUUGUCCACAUUUCGAAAGUCCAGUUGUUUGGAGUUUUUUGGUGUUAGCUCCUCCGAGGAACCAUUUGUUUUUGUUUGACACGUUGGCACCCUCUAAAAUAUUGUAAGGCCCAAUAACAGCACUAUUAUGUGACGCCUGUUUGCAACCACUAAAUGCCUUUGCCUAUCAGCGCUUCCAUAUGGUCGAAUUUUCGAAUUGGAACGCUAGAGACAGCAACCCACGACUGGCGAAUUGGUCGGUUGUUGGCGACUCACUUGCGCCGAACCAUCCUGAGAAACCUCAUGAAAAAAUAUCCUGUCCAGAUACGGCUAUCUAAGCCACGUCAUAAGCGGAACCUAACGCGUUUCGCAACCCGGGUCCGCUGAUGAGAAAGAACAGUGCGAGAACUUGACUACCUGGCUAUUAAAUGCUGGUAUGUACAACUUUCUGGACCAAAUUUUGUAACGUCUAACGGCGUUCAGUCAUUAUUAGCACAACGUAGAUAUCUGCUACCUGCUUGGCAUCUGAGUCCCAGACCCACUCACAGGUGGUCACGACCUCCGGGGUGAGCUCCUGUCCCAUCCCAUAUCAUCGUGUAACAGGUGCACCAUGCGCCACCUGUGUUGGAAGCGGUUGAUAACCGACUGGCCUCCGUACCUGUGCGGGAGGGCACUUUACCAACACUUUUACGGUUUAUGCACAGACAUGGACUGCUGACUAGCGCAAUAAAGAAGCCGUCUGCGCGCAGCAGCGAGAACUGGCUGGAAGAAUUCCUCGCCGUGAUAACUGAUUUUUGUUAGAGGUUAGAAUUGACAGGCUGCGCUUAACAACUCUCCAGUCACCUAAUUGACCACUCUGGGCUUCGUUCUCGCCAGACCUGCCUAAUUAUUACUUGGAAUGACUAUUUGUGAUAAUUCAUUAUUUUAGUGCUUUCAAGUUUUGUUGCUUUGGAGUCGACACAGCAGACGUUUUUCCUCUCUUUUCAGGGCCGCGAACACGAUUUGAAAUCAGCCUCGGGAAUACCAGAGAAGAAGAGCCGCUUGUUAUAA
Spirometra erinaceieuropaei is the source of this 7197-nucleotide messenger RNA. NCBI's taxonomy places the organism in Eukaryota, Metazoa, Platyhelminthes, Cestoda, Diphyllobothriidea, Diphyllobothriidae. The record is from the annotation of a GenBank genome assembly.